Ostertagia ostertagi is the source of this 441-nucleotide messenger RNA. Lineage: Eukaryota; Metazoa; Nematoda; Chromadorea; Rhabditida; Trichostrongylidae. The record is from the annotation of a GenBank genome assembly.
AUGCCGAUUCCAACAGAGAGACGUGAUUCUUUAUCUGGGAGUGGUUCCACAGUUGAAGAUUUAUCUAGUGGGAACGCUCCUGCUUUGGUCGAUGAUGCAGACAUCCGACUAGCACUAAAUCUCAACAUCUGUCCGGAAUGUCAUAAAGACACAGGAAGGCACCUUUAUGACCACUUGUUCACCGUGCACGGAUACUCGAAAUAUGAUGUCGAGAAAGCGAAACAACAAAAACGCAGAUGGAAGUUAUUUUCGACAGCCAGUCCCUCUUACAUUUGCAACGUAUGCAAUCUUCCCUAUAAAACGAGGAGAGCUCUUCUACAGCACAGAAAGGAGAAGGAACAUUACAGCGAAGAUGGGGAAACGUUACAGCUGAUUUUAUGCCCCUUAUGCGAUGAACAUGUUCAGGAUCAAGAAGAGCUAAUGAAUCACGUCAGCCAUGAA